GAGGCACGAGCCACGGCGCUCCAGAGCCAUGUUAAGGGCGGCUAUAGAGGCGAAUCCCAGAUAGAACAGUAUCGAGUGAAGGAAUGAUGGAUUUUGACGAGAGGGUCCCCGUCGGAUCGAACAUGUAUUUACCUAGUUGUACCUACUAUGUGUCGGCGGGGGCAGAUUUUUCCACUCUCCCCUCAUUUUUGUCCCAGACCCCUUCUACUCGCCCCAUGACGUACUCCUACUCCUCUAACCUGCCGCAAGUUCAGCCCGUGAGAGAGGUGACGUUCAGGGACUAUGCUGCCAUUGAUGCGUCCAGUAAAUGGGCGCACAGGGGAAAUCUGCCCCAAUGCUAUCCCCCCACAGAGGACAUGGUGCACAGAGAUUGUCUGUCGGCACAGACUACCGUGGGGGAAAUGUUCGCCAAAAACAACCCUGCUGCCGCUGCCGCGUACCACCACCAUCACUCAGGCUCGGGAUCCGCAUCCAAUUUCUACGGUAAUGUUGGGAGGAACGGGGUGCUGCCUCAAGCGUUUGACCAGUUUUUCGAGACGGCAUAUGGAAAUCCAUCAGAAAACCAUUCGGCGAACGACUACUCAGGGGACAAAACGGUCACCAAGGCGGCAAGCUCUGCACCGGAGCACGCGCCAUCAUGCCGGGACACAGAGGCGAAAGAGCCGCGCGAGGAGACAAGCAGCCCAGAGUCUUCCGGCAACAAUGAGGAGAAAUCGAGCAGCAGCAAUGGACAAAGGACCCGUAAGAAAAGAUGUCCUUAUUCUAAAUAUCAAAUAAGAGAACUGGAGAGAGAGUUCUUUUUCAGUGUGUACAUUAACAAGGAAAAACGGCUGCAGCUCUCUCGUAUGUUGAACCUCACCGACCGUCAAGUAAAAAUCUGGUUUCAGAACCGAAGAAUGAAGGAAAAGAAAUUAAACAGAGACAGAUUACAGUAUUACACCACGAAUCCUCUGCUAUAGGAUUCAUUGCGUACAGACUUGACUGCUGUGUCUUUUCCUCAGACGUAUGGCUGCAACAAAACGACAGUGACCACAACAGCAACAACUGCGCUCAACGGUUAAUUUCAAGUUCGAGGACAAUUUACUCUCCUGAUUUGAAACUUGUUUCAAAUCAACAUGAAGACAUAGUAUGAACAUUUAUUUCUCAUAAGACUUUGUUUAGGAGUCCUUCUGUCGUCACAAAGACAAUUUUAUUUUGUUCAGACAUAUUCUAAUAUUAUUAGAGCGCACAGUCUCUUUGUUAAUUUUCUUUUCACGCGGACAACCUAAUCAGUCUAUGCACUGACCUUGCGUUUUUGUAAUCAAAGUAACUCUUGAUUUUAAUUUUCUGUUAUUGAAUCUUAGGACUCUCAACCUGGUUGGUUUACUCGUGUGAUGUCGUAGGCCUACAAGUUAACACUUUUGGUUACGGACUUUGGUAGCCUAUGACCAAAUAUGCCUAAUGACUCUGCGCAGACAUUGUCUCUAUUUGUUAGGUUAUUUAUUUUGUGGCCAUUGUUUACUCAUGUGUAAAACUAUGGCUAUUGGGAUACCAUGUUUAUUUAGUAUGACCCCAGCCCAUGUUAACCCCAUUUUCCUCACACAACACAUUGUAGUUUUUAAUGUGUCUAUCUGAUCACGCACACAUCUAAUUAGAAUUUGUGGUAUACGGAUACCGAACAGACGUUGACAACAGCCCACACCAGAUAUAAGGCCUAAGCUUGUUCAGCAUUGCCGUGGGUUGCAUUGUCGCACUCUGUGGCACACUUAAAUACGCAAUAUAGGGCCGUAGUCUUCCGACAUACGGUUUCAUAAAAAAAAUACAUUGUUCUUUACUGCAGUCAUGUAAUGGAGAAAAUCCUUUUGAAAUGUAAUGUCAGGUAUCAACUGCUUGGUAUGACCAACAUUAUUGUGUAUUAUCCUAUAUUUCGAAAUUAAAAAUGAAAAUAUUC
Messenger RNA from Osmerus eperlanus (European smelt), 1930 nucleotides. Its product is annotated as homeobox protein Hox-A11a-like. The record is from RefSeq and is a predicted model, not a curated record. The transcript has 2 exons. NCBI's taxonomy places the organism in Eukaryota, Metazoa, Chordata, Actinopteri, Osmeriformes, Osmeridae. Gene Ontology annotation, biological process: anatomical structure development; regulation of transcription by RNA polymerase II. Bases 84 to 959 code for a protein of 291 amino acids. Gene Ontology annotation, cellular component: nucleus. Gene Ontology annotation, molecular function: RNA polymerase II cis-regulatory region sequence-specific DNA binding; DNA-binding transcription factor activity, RNA polymerase II-specific.